AUGAAUGAAUAUAUUUCGAAGAAUGAUGCUGUGAUUCAGAGUCAAGCGGCAUCCUUGAGGAAUCUAGAAACUCAAUUGGGACAGCUUGCUAAUGAGCUAAGGAAUAGACCACAAGGCACCUUGCCUAGUGAUACUGAAAAUCCAAGGAGAGAUGGUAAAGAGCAAUGCAAGGCGAUCACUUUGAGGAAUGGUAAAAAUCUAGAAUUGACUGAGGAUAAUUGUAAGAGAAACAGCGAGCCCACUUCAAUCCAAAGUAGUGUGGACAAGGGAGACAAAACUGUGAAUUCGAAAAAUUCAAAUGGUGAUCCUGAAGCAAUUGCUGCAGCAAUUCCUCAGCAAAAUGCAACAGUGAAGCCAAUGAGCAAGCCACCUCCACCAUUUCCUCAAUGUUUUCAAAAGCAGCAACAAGAUGGUCAAUUCCGAAGAUUUUUGGAUGUUUUGAAGCAACUCCACAUCAACAUACCAUUGGUGGACGUUUUGGAACAAAUGCCUAAUUAUGUGAAGUUCUUGAAGGAUAUUUUGACAAAGAAGAGGAGGCUUGGUGAAUUUGAAACGGUUGCUUUGACUAAAUGUUGUAGUGCUAUACAGAAGAAUAAAAUUCCUCCAAAGUUGAAGUAUCCGGGCAGUUUCACAAUUCCAAUUUCUAUUGGGGGAUGA
Humulus lupulus (European hop) is the source of this 657-nucleotide messenger RNA. RefSeq lists its product as uncharacterized. Bases 1 to 657 code for a protein of 218 amino acids. NCBI's taxonomy places the organism in Eukaryota, Viridiplantae, Streptophyta, Magnoliopsida, Rosales, Cannabaceae. The transcript has a single exon. The record is from RefSeq and is a predicted model, not a curated record.